UAGUAGUCGCUGGCGAUCAUUUUUUAUUCCCCAGGCAAUAAUAUUCAAGCACUGUCGCCUGGCUGAGGAAAACCCUAUUUUAUUGAGGUGAAACUUCUUUCCAGAAUUUUCUCAACUGCGGUCAAGCUUUGUUUGUAGUGGGGAGAAACCGGCAUGUACGGGAAUUCACGGUUCGCCAUGGCACGGACGUUUGUACUGACUUUAGUCGUUGUUUUGGGAACUGUUGCAGCCGUCGGGGAGGCCCAAGUUUCAGGUACAAAAUGGAAGGAAUACACCCCAUAUUGGUGCACCCCACUGGGGAGAAUUUUGAUGAGUCGAGGAACGACUGUCGACGAAUGUAAAAGUUAUUGCAACGAAGGCUGCGGAGCUAUUGAAUGGUGGGAAAAUGGAGGUCAAGCGUGUUACCUGUGCACUGACUUGAGUCUUCUUAUUAAGUUCCCUUACACACAGGAUCUCUCUUAUCCACCUCACGUGUUCAUUAAACAAUCAGAUGUGCAAGCUACACCUUCUUCUACUGCGACCACGACUGCAACAACGUCUAAAGCAGUAACGUCUGAUGAAGGAAUACCAACAACUACGCCUGAAGAAACAACGACAACUUCUCCGAUAGAGGAAAUAUUCACAAAGAUAUUUCCAACAGAUGAAGACGACAUAUCAUCUACACCAGAUGAGGAAGGUACAACAACUGCUGUAACAGAUGGAGAAAAUGCUAUGUCGACUCUUUACCUUGUUUCAACACUUGCAACAGAACAGAAAAGGACAUCUGCUGCAUAUCAAGAAGGUACCACUGCUGCCCUAGAGAUGACAACUUCGUUGCCAACUGUAGAAGGGACAACGGCUUAGCCGGAAGAUACUACGACAACGUCAGUUGUGGAAGGAGACGGAAAAAUUUCUCUGCCAGAUCGUCAGAUAACAACCACUGCUCCAGACCUACAAGAAACAACCUUAAGUCCGUUUCAGGGACUGUCAACUUCUAACAUCGAAGGAGAAAGUACCACUAAGAAAGCAGUGGUACCUCAAGGGCAGGAAUCUUCAACUUCUUCUCCCAAAGGAACUACACCUGUGCCAGAAGAAGAACGGAAGACCACAGCAUCAGCUCCUGAAAAGAAAAUGACUAGUUCUAGGGAAGGGGAAACAACCUCAGCGAAAGAAACAGUAACAUCAUCUGUUCCAACGAAGAGUCAUUCGUUGACGACACCGCUGACUCUUCCUGGGGUCCCAAUUAAAGUAUCCUCCAAAUCCAUCUCGGAAACGGAGCUCGAGGUGUCCUGGAUCCCACCACAGGAAGGAAGCGCGAACAUCUUGUUCUACAGGGUCAAAUUCAUCGACGUCAGUGGAGGUGGGCUUACGAGAAUAUUCCAAGUUCCGGGAGACGUUCAGUCCGUAAAGGUCGGCUCCCUUGACGGGGAAACCGAGUAUCAGUUUACAGUGUCAGCUGGCAAUCAACAUGGAAUUGGACCAUUUUCGGAGGAAAGGUCUGGGCGAACAAAGGCCAAAAUAGCAAGAAUAGAACCCACUGAGGAUGCUGAAGUGCAAAGUACGAGCCAAGAGGAGCCAGUUGUGAAACUCUCUCACCGCACGGACUUUGUUGUUGCUGGAAUGGACAAGACUACCAGAGCCAUUUGUUUCGUAAGUGGACAGGAAUUUAUUGGCUGGUUUAAAUCAACUGGGGAACAAGUCCUUGGCACAAGUCCUAGCCACAGGAUGUACGUCGAGGAUGAAGAUGACGGCUACUCGCUUGUGAUCCGCAGACUUAUGCGAUCGGAUGGCGGAGAAUAUGUUUGCCGUGGAACGAAAACGAGUGCAACUUAUUCUCUUUACGUGGAAUUUUCUGUGGAAGAUCCUCCAGCCACGCAAAACCUGUGGUUGAACCAAGAUGGCGAGAUAUUUGUCGGCGUCAAGAUUGGGUAUCCAGCUCCGGAGUAUCUGUGGAAAAAAGAUGGAGUCAAACUUGAUGCAAACUCAGGUCGAUUCCGUCUUCUGCCCGAUGGAACCAUCAAAAUUAGUAAAGUGUCCGCCGAAGAUGCUGGAGAUUAUAAAGUGAGAAUAUCUCAACUGAACAGACGAAGGGAAACCACUGAAACAAUUAAAGUCAAGAUUUUUGACCCUCCGAAGAUCGACAACACAAAGCCAGCGAUACGUAAUCUCACCUUUAGCUAUCCAACGACAUUAGAAUGCGUAGUCUCCGGUAUUCCCAAACCGGAAGUCACAUGGAUUGGCCCAAAUGGCGAGACAGUCACAGGGUCAGAGCAACGCAUCUCAUUUCAAAGCGACGGUAGUUUAAAGAUACUCCAAGUGAACCUGUUCGAUUUUGGGAAGUGGACCUGUGAGGCGAUAAACUCUGUGGGAAGAGCCAGUCGUCGGAUUGAGGUUCAGGCGAUAUACAUGCCGCCAGAGAUUCACCAGCUUUCAAACAUCACCGCGAAAGAAGGAGACUCAAAAUCAUUGAAUUGCACCGCAUCUGGAUUUCCGCUCCCGGAAGUGAUUUGGCUCAAGGACAAUAUAGAAUAUCCAGGACAGAUGAAAAAACCUGGCGAGAGUGUGCUGAACAUGGAAGAUCUCGGCUUGGACGACAUCUCGAAGUUUGUUUGUCAAGCUUCUAAUGCAGCUACGAAUGAGGAAGGAGAAGUUAUUGUCAAGGAAGUGGCUAUCGAUCUCUUUGUUAUGGUUGAACCAAGACCAUACGAUUCAAACCUGGUCAAAGAACCCAUAUAUAGUGAGCUGGGGAGCCCAGAUCCCGUCCGACUGGCCUGUGCAUUUACUGGUUACCCUCCCCCACAGGUGUGGAUUACAAAGGAUGGCAAUGUUGUAAUAAAUGGCGUAGAAUCAGUUUGGAUAGACAAAGUAACGGACAGCCUUGAUGAUUACGGAUUGUACCACUGCGUCGCCGAGAACGUAGUUAGUCUUUCGAAGUUGAAUUAUACCUUUGAAGUCAGGCGAUCAGAGGCUCCGAAGUUUACGUUGGAGCCCAAGCUCCCCUCUGGAAAUCUAACUGCAGGCUUUCCAGUGACCAUGACAUGGAACGUUUCCGGUAUUCCAAAACCGGAAGUAAGAUGGAAGAGCCCUUCAGACGGAUACGUAACUUUGGACAAUCCUCGCUUCUUGUUAAAUCAAAGGGAACUCACCAUUAAGACGUUGGAGGAAAAAGAUGCUGGAAUGUGGACGAUAGAAGCAACGAAUAGCUUGAAAACCACGAAAGCUCAGGUGGAAUUCGGCACGGUAAUUGUGCGACCCCAGAUCAAUCCGAUACCCGAUGUAGUAGCACAUGAAGGUAAAAGUGUUACGCUGACCUGCACCGCUUCUGGAGUCCCGAUCCCGGAUGUAAAAUGGAUAUCAGAGGGAAAGGAUUUCUUUGACGAGCAGAGAUCACCUGGUAAAAGUGAGAUAACUCUUCUGAACCUGGGAUUGGAAGACAACUCACUGUUCAUUUGUGAAGCAAAAAAUGGAGCACAAGAUGACAAAGGAAAAGAGUUGGUCAGCGUGCAAAGCAUGAAACUAAUCGUCAAAGUUGAACCUAAACCAGCGGACAGCACUCAUCGCGCCAAGCCUGUUCUUUCCUACAUUGGUAACCCUGAGCAUUCAGUAUUCAACUGCGAGUUUAGCGGUUAUCCGCCGCCUGAUGUAAGAAUCAUCAAGGAUGGUCAAGUUUUGGCUUAUAGCAAGGAUUCACUUUCGUAUAGUGUUAGCGUUGAUAGCGUGGAUGAUUUUGGUGAAUAUGUCUGCAUGGCCGAGAACGAAGUGGGGAAAUCCAAGCAGAACUACACCUUUGAGAUACAAUCAUCAGCUGCACCAAGCAGCCCACGAGACUUAAACGGGGAACCAACGUGCGACAGCAUAAUCCUAAGCUGGAACCACCCCGAGGAAAGUGGAGGAUUUCCUGUUAUAAACUACGUCAUAACUUACAGCAAUAAUACGAUGGUCAUCUCCUCAGACAUGACUGACUUCGUUAUCGACAACUUAGAACACGGCAAGACGUACAAAAUCGCUAUACAAGCCAGAACGGAAGCCGGCAUCGGGAAAGAAGCAAGUUUGAAAGUGAAGACGACUCAGUUUUGCAAAGUGUCAUCUUGUGUAAACAUCAUUGAAGAUGGAGAUCUUUUCACUUUAAAUGCCAGCCGGGGUCUCUGGCCCAGAGACGGAUUCUGCCGAGGAUUGAGCGCUCACAGAGCAUCGGCGCCUGACAUGUAUAGAUUAUCCGCUGACUAUUACAUCCCUGGUACCAAGGACUCGAUGAUGGUUACCUAUGUGGGUGUAUUCUUUAACGCCCAGAAUGAGGAUAAUUUCGAUUUUAUAUUCUUCAGGGUUGGUGCGAGUGACAACCGAUGCUUUCAAACUGGUGAGAUCCAGCGACGCCGGCUGAACUGGUAUGGUUCCCAGGUCGGCUCCUGUCCGCAUGGCCCACCUCGCAAUGCACGAUGGAUACACAUAACACUCGAAGUCCGAAAGUCUGAGGUUUCAGUUUUCCUGGAAGGAGUUCACGUGACUUCUUUUCGAGGCCACUUUCCUCCCAAAGGAGCCGGAGGUGUAUUAUUAGCUAAUCGUCAAGGAAGUAUUAUACAGUUCAAGAACUUUAUCAUCAACGAUAUACCCUCCUUGCCAUUCGAAACAAAGAGUUGUGCUACAGUGCAGGAUAACACGAAGUUCUACUCAAUGAUAAGUCAAGGAGACUUCUGGUCGCAAGGAUUCUGCCGCGCUCUUCUGAAAGAGGUCAACCUGGCGGAGACAUCUACUUACCAGGUGUCCGUGGACUUGUUCAGUGAUUUGGGUUGGAGUGGGGACAGAGUCGCGUAUCUUGGAAUCAUUUUCAAUGCUCGCGAUAUCAACAAUGCUGACUUCAUUUAUUUCAGACCUUACUGGAAAGACCAUUGUUACCAAACAGGAUACAUAAUGGGUGGACGCCAAAAGAGAGAGGGCGCCAAAACCGGGCCUUGUUCUUGUACCGUUACAGGUGGGAAAUGGUUCAACGUCCGCUUGGAAAUCCGCGGUAACAUCGUAAGCGUGUUUAUGAACGGUGUGGCUGCUGCAACUUUCAAAUCGCACUACCCUUCCACUAACAAAGGUAGUGGUGUCCUUGUAACUGGCGGUUGCCGGAAGUCCAUUCGUUUCAGGAAUUUUACUGUAAAGUCGCUUCCGCUACUACCUUUCACCUCCAAGAAUUGCCAGAGCGCAAGGGAUACUGGGAGCUACUUCACCUUAAUAGCUUAUACCGGGAUUGAAGACACCACUCAACCCGGCGUGUGCCGCGCAGUGUACCCGAAAAGUGUCCUGGGCACUAGUUACGUCAUAAGCGUCAGUUUCUAUGUUCAAGGGAGUCUCCUGGGAGGAAAGUAUGGCGUCAUGUUUAACGCGAAGAACGCUGACAGCUUCGAGUUCGUUUACUUCCGGCCCUACAACCGCGAUGACUGCGUUCAAAUAGGUUACCUUCAAGGCACUAAAGUCAACGAAGGGGAUAGAAGGGAACGUAAAUCUCUGACAUGCACAUAUGGAUUCAUGCGAGGCGGAAGUUGGUAUGAUGUGCGCCUCAAGGUCAGCAGAAGUGAAGUAAAGGUUUUCAUAGAUGACGUAGAGGUCGCCGCUUUCAAAAGUCGUUUCCCGACUAUUGGGCGCGGUGGAGUCAUGGUGGCCAGCGGUUACAAGCGGAAAAUAAGCUUCAAAAACUUUCGCAUACUAUAAUUAUAUUAAUGAAGAGCUGGGAAUAUUUACCCAAUCCGCAGCGGUGAUGCGGCUUUGCAAAAAUCUCACGUUUCCUUUCAUAGGGAAACGGAUAAGAACUGGAAGUUUAAUGCGACAUCAUGUACCUGGCAAAUUGGGAAUGUUUAAAAAUUCGAAACUGGAAAUGUUCAAGUAAUACAAUCUGCAAACCUCUCUCUUUCCCUUGAAUAGAUUUUCUUACCCUUAAGACAAAUUUGCAAUUAUAAUUUCAAGUAAAAUAACGUCGAAAGGAAAUGUCGUUCGGCUAAUGUAUACAGUAAUGACGACUUGAGUUUUUGUUGCUUGUAAUAUUUAUGAGCAAGUUCAAAUUUUAACGAAUUUAAAAAUUUUAAACAAAUUUUAACAAAUUUUAAACUAAAAUUUUAACGAAAUUGGUCAACUUUCCCCCACCAUGUUCAGGCGGAUAUUCGGUUUAUAAAAUCAGGUUUUAACUUGUCUUACCUGUUAUCGUCUUAUAUCGAUUAUCUUCAUGUAUGUAUCAUCGAGCCAUCUAGAAAAUUUCUCUGACACGGUGAUGUACCAUGUUACGAAGAGAUCAUGAUCUCUUGAUGUACCAUACACCAAGUAAAUUUAAUAUGUAUUGAACUAUACAAUAACUCUAUUGUUCCCAUGCUUCCAACGUUGUUCAGGGAAAAAUGUUGUGCUUUUUUUAGCCUUAAUGGUAUUCGUGGCUUGGUAAGAGGUGCAACAGCCGGCAAUGAAAAAGAUAUCAAAGACAAUAACAUUAUAUUAACGUAUCUUUUAAUAUUUUAAGCUGACAACAAGGUAAAGAAAGAAGAUGACUUUCCAAGGGUGCUUUGUUAAGAGUGAAGCAGUAGUUUAAAUAAAUGAGUUAAAAAGAAACUGAAGAAAAGGCUUGA
Messenger RNA from Stylophora pistillata, 6572 nucleotides. RefSeq lists its product as uncharacterized. NCBI's taxonomy places the organism in Eukaryota, Metazoa, Cnidaria, Anthozoa, Scleractinia, Pocilloporidae. Gene Ontology annotation, molecular function: protein binding; axon guidance receptor activity. Gene Ontology annotation, biological process: synapse organization; homophilic cell-cell adhesion. Gene Ontology annotation, cellular component: plasma membrane; axon; neuronal cell body. The record is from RefSeq and is a predicted model, not a curated record.